UGUCAUUAAUUUUUCAAUUCUCACAUCUGAGGUGUAAAGGUCUGAUCUGUGUGAGCUGAACAGGGUCCAAUUCAAGGAUUCAUUGGAGUGAAGAUAGAUAUAUGUGUGGUUAAAGAACGUGUUCUGUGAGCCGAAAUGUGGGAUGGAUUAUGUUUGUGAGGAUAUGAUUUGUGGGGAUGAUAAGCAAUAUUUGAGCUGGUUGUCCUGAGAACCUACAGAUAUAUGGAGGUCAUGACGGACUGAUGCUCAGCAGGGAGUCAGCCAAGGCGGAUGUGUUUGACCCUUGUUUUUAAUGAAUUGUGAUCGAUUUUGUGGAAUCGGACUGUGUGUCCAAUUAUUGUGUGGACAGUAUGCAUCAAUAUAUAGGAAUCUAAUAUAAAACCACUUGAUAUUACAAAAUGUAUGAAAUUCCCUCAGGAGAUGAAGUUGUUUGCGUCACAAAGUCAGUUUAAUAUAACAUAAAUUCUGUAGAUAUUAUCUCAUUGCAGACACAUUUAUGUUUUUUAUUGAUUGCGUGGGGACACAAAUAUUGAUCCAACAGAAUCAAGUCAAGUGUUAUCCUUUUCCAUUAACAUGACAAUAUGUGUAGGUUGUAUUGACUUUUGAUAUUGAUGGAACCAUUUAAAGAUAGCUGGAGGGCACAGCAUAUGUCAUACCAAAGUGAACUUGUCAAGAAUUGAUGCUGAUUGAGGCAACUACUAUUAAGGUACAAUGUGGAUGAUGCCAAUAUGAACUGUUAAGCUCAUUAAAGAUGUGUGCUGAUUGAAGCAGCUGUUGUCACUGUUCCUCUGCUCCAUGGCAGCGCCGACUUACAUGUAUCAUUUAUGGAAAGUGUGGCGGACUGAGGCAUUGCCGUUGCAAUACACAAUGGACCUGCUGGACUCUCCCCACAGACACAGGUCCUCCCUCAUCUCUAGGCGUCGGACCAGUGUAGGGCGAACAAUGGAGGUGGACAGUGACCUACAAUGUCCGAUAUGUCUUGAGUUGUUCAGCUAUCCCAUAAUCCUCCCCUGCUCUCACAUCCUGUGCCGAUCCCCGUGUGCGGAGAAUCUGUUUGACUAUGACUUUAUCCGCUGCCCCGUGUGUCGUGACAACUGCUACAUCAGUGGAGGCAUAUCAAGUCUGCCAAGAGUUAUCACCCUUGAGAACAUCAUCGACAAGUACAAGGCGGAACGCCGCAAGGAUCUGGAAGAACAAGAAGCCCUUGCCAUCAGCUCGGAAACUUCAUCUGAUGGGAUUUUGUGCCAGCUGUGUGAGAUUUCCCCCCGACUUGCGAAGAAGUCCUGUUUAGACUGCAAUGCAUCAUACUGCUCAAACUGUCUCCGUUUGUCACAUCCAAACCGGGAACCGUUCACAGAUCAUGAACUAAUUGAACCAAGGAAGGAGCUUCGGUCAGCUUUAGUGUUGUGUUCUGAACAUGGAGAAGCUCUGAGCUUGUUCUGUCAUCAGUGUCGGCGGCCAUUUUGUCUGGCAUGUGAUGAAGCAGAGCUUCACGUUGACCACCCUACUGUCUCCAUUGAAGAGGGAUACGCAAAACUGAAACUGAACCUGAAGGAGAGUCUGGACAGACUGACCGACAGCCAGUGCAAGAUGAUGACCAGUCUAAAGUUGCAGCAGGAUCACCUCAAGGACAUGCAGCUGCUGGUGGACCGGAAGCGAGAUGAGAUCAACAUGCAGUGUGACUCUCUGCUGGCGGAGGUAGAAAACAAGCGCAGCUUCUUCCUGGCCGACCUCGAGAACGAGGAGCGUGUCAGACAGAACACCGUGGAGGAGGUCAUUAAGCUGUUUGAGAAGAUCCUGGGCUCUUCCCAGAGUCUUCAGACUUACACUGAGGACAUCCUGAAGCGGGACCCUGCUUCCUUCCUGGAGGUUGCUUCAGCGCUGAAUGAAAGGAUAUCCAAGGCUGAGAGGGACUGUGAGAGUUGCCAGUACCAGCCAUGUGACCUUGGUAGCCUCAAAGCCAAGAUUGUAGAUUUCAAGAGGGAGAAGGCAGCAUUGAGAGAUCUCCACUACCUCACAGCACCCUGCACGCCCAUCAUCGAUGUGACUAAGUGUUCCCGCAGUGAAGAUGCAGUAGCACUGGUGGUGACAUCGUCCAAGACAAGCCAGGAGGUGAUAGACAGCUAUGAACUCCGCUACUGCUCUGAGGAACAGAAGAGUGUAGGAAUAGAGGACACAAUGACUGUGCGGAGCUGCCCGGACGACCGGCAGAUCAUCAAGGGUCUGAGCCAGAGCAGCAGCUGUGUGGUCCUGCUGCUGGAAAAUCUGUACCGGGCCACCACCUACUACUUCUGUCUGGCCGCUGUCAACUCAGGUGGGAAGAGUGCCAACUCCGAGGUGGUGCAGUGUCGCACUCUCAGUCAGAGCGAGAGUGUAGUCCCAGUACCGGUGAUCCUGGAGACGUUGUGCCGCCGCUUCAUGUCCUCCAUACAGGUCUGCAGCUCCAGCCCACUUGAUGUUGCCAUCGAGCAGAAGAUCUCCCACUUCCUGCUGUACCGACCAUCAGAUCAAGGUCACCGCUGUCUCUGGAAGAGUGUGUCUUUAUACGGUCGACAGGAACAUCGUGUGUUUGGUUUGGAGCCAAACACAGAAUAUGACUUUGUGAUCAUGGCAUGUAAUCCCCGUGGGGAAUGUCAGCUUUCUAACAGAGUGUCACUGCAGACAGAGCUGUCUGCCAUUUGAUACUGGAGAAGGCUGUGACCCGAUUCAUAUACAGACAGAGCUGUCUGCUAUUUGAUACUGGAGAAGGCAGUGACGCAAAUCAUAUACAGACAGAGCUGUCUGCUAUUUGAUGCUGGAGAAAGCUGUGACCCAAUUUAUCUACAGACAGAGCUGUCUGCUAUUUGAUACUGGAGAAGGCUGUGACCCAAUUCAUAUACGGACAGAGCUGUCUGCCAUUUGAUGCUGGAGAAGGUUGCGAGAACAGUCUUUCUACAGAUAGAACUGUCUGCCAUUUGAUGCUACAGAAGGUUGUGACAGCAGUCUCACUACAGAUAGAACUGUCUGCCAUUUGAUGCUACAGAAGAUUGUGACAGCAGUCUUUCUACAGAUAGAACUGUCUGCCAUUUGAUGCUACAGAAGGUUGUGACAGCAGUUUUUCUACAGAUAGAACUGUCUGCCAUUUGAUGCUACAGAAGGUUGUGACAGUAGUCUUUCUACAGAUAGAACUGUCUGCCAUUUGAUGGUAUAGAAGGUUGUGACAACAUUCUUUCUACAGACAGCUGUCUGACAUUAAGUUGUGUUAGUGGGGAAGGUUGUGACAACAGUCCCGCUGCAGACAGCUGUCUGCCAUUUGAUACUGUCUGUCAUUAAAGCUUCACAAGGUGCGACAACAGAGCUGCCCUCAUCUGCAUUAUGAAGAAAAGGGCCAAAUACUCAAUAUUUGUAAGGGUAUGAUAUGUUUGUGUGGACACUCUUCUGCUCAAGACACAAAUCAAUCCACACAUCAAUCAACAGUUCUGCUCACUACACAGAUGCCAUAUAUGUGUAAAUAUCUAGUAACACUGUUCAUCCUAUGAGUGGAUAUGUUAUAUCUAAUGUCCCAACAUUAUCGCCCAUUAUCUAGAAUUAGUACUUGUAAGAUAUUAGGCUAAAAAAAUAAGAGUCUUGGUUCUCACGCACUGCCUGAAUUACCUAAAGUUUGACGCACGUUUCAUUUUUAUUUCCAUUUUUUAAAAAUAACAAAAAAAUCCUUAAAUAUUAUAAGUCCAAUGGUAGUCAAAUACUGUACUCAAGUAUUUUACUCAUCAAGGAAUACAUUUCUGUUGGGAGGCCCUUUCCCAGGUUGAUUGUACACAAUUGUUUAUUUGGUUACACAACUGUUUAUUUGGUUGCAUACUAGCUUGAGGAAAAGAGAGAAAAAAGACACCGCCUGCCCACACUUUAUUUUCAAAAACAAUUGCCUGAGAACAAAUUCUUUUAUUUUUUUUAAGCCUUAGUACCUUGUAAGAAUGAGUUUGUUUGAUGGAGAAAGUAGAUGAAUCCUGACCAGGACAGCACUGUACUGCUAGAUUGAAUACACCAGAUGAGAGACUCGCCAUUACAUCUUCAUGCCAGCCAAACUGUAUAACCCUCAUGAGUGACAGAAGUAUCAAUCUCAUUAAAAUUAGAUCUAAGUUCUUGUUGACGCUAAACAAAGAUCUGAGGACAUCACAUUACGGGUCACGUUAGAACGACCUUUCAUCCGACCAAUCAAAGCGUCGCUUACCAGAUCAAAAAAGUGACAGGCAGAAUGUGUUUUCUAAUCAUGGAACCUUGAAAAUGUUAACAUGGGGUAUUCGGAACGACAGUUACUGCCUGACAACUGAUUCCAUCAAAAUUAUCGUCGAACUCUCGCUUCCGUGGGAUAAACAUUUGAACAGAGGAGGCGUUGCACAGUAUGUGGGUUGCACUGCCAUACAAUCUGAACCAUAUAUUAGACAUUGCAGAAUAUUCGUUUGUUCAGUUUUCAAAGUCGCCAGGUUGAAUCCAGUGCUGUAAAGCUCAGAAAAGCUGCUUUCUAAUUGGCUGAUGUCGACUUCUUGUUAGUCAUUUCAGUGGUCGGUCAAAGUUUGCGAAAGGUCGUUCUGACGUGACCCGUAAUUGAAUGUCCUCAGAUCUUUCUUUAGCGGCAGCAUGAACUUAGAUCAGAUUUUAAUGAGAUUGCAGAAGUAUCCACUUGUCUGGCAGAUUAUUUAUUGCAUCCAAAAGUUAAGCAGCAUGCUUUUCUUGGAUCAGCUUAUGUAUUUAAGUUAAUAACCCAGGCCUAGGUGAAAUGGUUAAUCCCCAAGGUCUACACUACAUAGGGGCCUUAGAUGGUCAUUGUUGGAGCAGAACUAGAUUACAAACAUGCUGUGUCUAAGAACAGUAGUGAGUGACUAUGAUUUUAGCAAUAUUCCAGGAAUAUCAUGGCAGGGGACACCAGAAAGAGACUUCCUCGCAAUGUACUCAUGUUGAGAAUCGAACCUAGGUCUUAAGCAUGACGAGCAAAUGCUAGUUAACCACUAGGAUACCCCACCACAACAGGAACACUGUGAUAUGACUAGGAUACUGUUAAAACCAGCAUUAAACCCAACACACUCACACUAACAACAGGAGAAACAUGGGAAGAGGAAUUAGUUCUACUUAAUAAUGGUGCUGUACAUGAACGUGUUAUCCUCACUGCCACAGUAUUAUGUCCAGGGAAGAGAAAACCCUGUUGUGUAACCCUUUUUGUCAGUUCACGUUUUUAGAAAGCGACCAACCAGUUUACUUGUGGACAAAGUGAUCUCUCUCAGGUUGCUGGUUAGAUAACUCACUAAGGAUGAAUUUAUUUUUCAACAGAACAGAAGGCAGAUGCUUCAAAAUAACCAUGCAGAUUACAGUUUAAUUGGUUCUUAGUCAAAGGUAAUUCAUGUUGUUUUCCUUAUGUAUAGCCUAUUGCAUAAUUAUGUGGAUGGUUUAUGCCAUCUUGUAGAACAUUGUUAUUUUUAUCCCCCCCCCCCUGACAUAUAAUGACGGGGGGAUAUAGCCAUCAGUAUGUCCGUCCGUCCGUAAUCAUUGUUUGUCC
Messenger RNA from Haliotis rufescens (red abalone), 5527 nucleotides. Its product is annotated as E3 ubiquitin-protein ligase Midline-1-like. NCBI's taxonomy places the organism in Eukaryota, Metazoa, Mollusca, Gastropoda, Lepetellida, Haliotidae. The transcript has 9 exons. The record is from RefSeq and is a predicted model, not a curated record. Gene Ontology annotation, molecular function: protein binding; zinc ion binding. The coding region runs from base 796 to 2682 and encodes 628 amino acids.